UGCAUACAUUCCCCAAACUGCUCUCCCUAAUCCUAGGGAAUCAGGCAAGCUGUGAAUACACCGUGUCUCCCCCCAGAAAUGAUCGCUUUAUAAGCAGCCUUUUGGAGGUUAGGGGGCUGCAGUGCACCUGAGACACUUGAGAAGACACAGAGGUUCCCUUCUGCUAGGCUUUCCCCAGCGGUGUGUCUUCCCAGGAUGGCCUCUAAACUAAAGGAACGGAAAAGGACUCCAGUGUCUCACAAAGUGAUUGAGAAAAGAAGGAGGGAUCGGAUCAAUCGCUGCCUCAAUGAAUUGGGGAAGACCGUGCCCAUGGCUUUGGCAAAGCAGAGCUCUGGGAAGUUAGAGAAAGCUGAGAUCCUGGAAAUGACUGUUCAGUAUCUGCGAGCCUUGCAUUCUGCAGAUUUCCCCCGUGGCAGGGAAAAGGAGCUUCUAGCUGAGUUCGCCAACUAUUUUCACUAUGGAUACCAUGAGUGUAUGAAGAACCUAGUCCAUUACCUGACCACAGUGGAACGGAUGGAGACCAAAGACACCAAAUAUGCUCGGAUCCUGGCUUUCCUGCAGUCCAAAGCUCGCUUUGUCACCGAACCCAUCUUCACCACUCUGGGAUCGCUCUCAGAACCGGACUUCUCCUACCAGCUUCACUCAGCUCCGGAGUGCCCGGCUCACAGUCCCAAUGAGCCUAUGUUUCAGCAGGGAUCCGGGGGGCCCUUUUCCUGGCAUGGUCCUGCCAGAAGCCCCACCAUCCCUUACCUGCCCAACGCAGCCAUGCCCCUCCCUAACCCGGGGCAGCAACGCAACACUUUCCUGUCGUCAGGCCAGGGGCUGGACAGACACUAUCUCAGCCUGAUCGGCCAUUCCCACCCCAGCACCUUCAGCCUGCCUCCCGGCCAGCAUCCCCACUCUGUGCUAUAGCGACUAGGCCUGCGGGCUGCAUAUUUAUGUCGGGGGAAGAGUAAAUUAUCCACAGGCGCAUACGUUUACUUCGUAAGCGCUAGUGUACAAAUGUAAAUACAUAUGAUUGGGAAGUUAUAGCUUGGAAUAAAUGAUCACUGGGAAAGGGGUUAAGGAUGUUUCCAGCGUGAGAUGCUUUUGCGAUGCGUUAUUUAUCCAGCCUGCUAGCUUGUCCUUGCACGCUUCGGUUCUAUGUUCUGGGC
This is a messenger RNA of Caretta caretta (loggerhead turtle), 1154 nucleotides long. It is a transcript of the gene HELT, whose product is annotated as helt bHLH transcription factor. Gene Ontology annotation, molecular function: protein dimerization activity; DNA binding. The record is from RefSeq and is a predicted model, not a curated record. Gene Ontology annotation, biological process: regulation of DNA-templated transcription. NCBI's taxonomy places the organism in Eukaryota, Metazoa, Chordata, Testudines, Cheloniidae.